Messenger RNA from Dunckerocampus dactyliophorus (ringed pipefish), 1641 nucleotides. RefSeq lists its product as uncharacterized. Gene Ontology annotation, cellular component: nucleosome. The record is from RefSeq and is a predicted model, not a curated record. Gene Ontology annotation, molecular function: structural constituent of chromatin; DNA binding; protein heterodimerization activity. Bases 1 to 1641 code for a protein of 546 amino acids. Gene Ontology annotation, biological process: nucleosome assembly. NCBI's taxonomy places the organism in Eukaryota, Metazoa, Chordata, Actinopteri, Syngnathiformes, Syngnathidae. The transcript has 6 exons.
AUGGCAAGAACCAAGCAGACAGCCCGUAAGUCCACCGGCGGCAAAGCCCCCAGGAAGCAGCUGGCUACCAAGGCUGCCCGUAAGAGCGCCCCUGCCACCGGCGGCGUCAAGAAGCCUCACCGUUACAGGCCCGGUACCGUAGCUCUCAGGGAGAUCCGUCGCUACCAGAAGUCCACCGAGCUGCUCAUCCGCAAGCUGCCCUUCCAGCGUCUGGUUAGAGAAAUCGCUCAGGAUUUCAAGACCGACCUGCGCUUCCAGAGCUCGGCUGUCAUGGCUCUGCAGGAGUCUAGUGAGGCUUAUCUGGUCGGUUUGUUCGAGGACACCAAUCUGUGCGCCAUCCAUGCCAAGAGAGUCACCAUUAUGCCCAAAGACAUCCAGCUGGCCCGUCGUAUCCGCGGAGAGAGAGGUAUCACCAAACCCGCCAUCCGCCGUCUUGCCCGCCGCGGUGGCGUCAAGCGUAUCUCUGGCUUGAUCUACGAAGAGACUCGCGGUGUGCUGAAGGUGUUCUUGGAGAACGUCAUCCGUGACGCUGUCACAUACACCGAGCACGCCAAGAGGAAGACCGUCACUGCCAUGGAUGUGGUCUACGCGCUCAAAAGACAGGGACCAAAAUCCGCCCCGAAGAAGGGGUCCAAGAAAGCCGUUACUAAGGCCCCUGGCAAGGGCGGCAAGAAAAGGAAAAAGGGUAGGAAGGAGAGUUAUGCCAUUUACGUGUACAAGGUGCUCAAGCAGGUGCACCCUGACACCGGCAUUUCAUCCAAGGCCAUGAGUAUCAUGAAUUCGUUCGUCAACGAUAUCUUCGAACGUAUCGCUUCCGAGGCGUCCCGUCUGGCGCAUUACAACAAGCGCUCCACCAUCACGUCCAGAGAGAUCCAGACCGCCGUGCGUCUCCUGCUACCGGAAGUAGCUCCAGCUCCAGCCACAACCCAGGCGAAAGCGGCCAAGAAGAAGCCCGCCAAGCCCAGGACCCCCGGACCCAGCGUCAGCGAGCUCAUCGUCAAGGCUGUGGCUGCUUCUAAAGAGCGCAAAGGCGUCUCGCUGGCCGCACUCAAGAACUCUCUGGCGGCCUCUGGCUACGAUGUGGACAAGAACAAGUCCCGCGUCAAGCUUGCCGUCAAGGGCCUGGUGUCCAAGGGGACUCUGGUCCAGACCAGGGGAACCGGCUGCAAAGAAGGUAACAACCCCCAAGAAGCUUGCAAAGAAGUCCGCCAAGAGCCCCAAGAAGAAAGUAUGGCAAGAACCAAGCAGACAGCCCGUAAGUCCACCGGCGGCAAAGCCCCCAGGAAGCAACUGGCCACCAAGGCUGCCCGUAAGAGCGCUCCUGCCACCGGAGGCGUCAAGAAGCCUCAUCGUUACAGACCCGGUACCGUAGCGCUCAGGGAGAUCCGUCGUUACCAGAAAUCCACCGAGCUGCUCAUCCGCAAGCUGCCCUUCCAGCGUCUGGUUAGAGAAAUCGCUCAGGAUUUCAAGACCGACCUGCGCUUCCAGAGCUCGGCUGUCAUGGCUCUGCAGGAGUCUAGUGAGGCUUAUCUGGUCGGUUUGUUCGAGGACACCAAUCUGUGCGCCAUUCACGCCAAGCGAGUCACCAUUAUGCCCAAAGACAUCCAGCUGGCCCGUCGUAUCCGCGGAGAGAGAGCUUAA